Molecule: messenger RNA, 1828 nt
Organism: Dendronephthya gigantea
Lineage: Eukaryota; Metazoa; Cnidaria; Anthozoa; Malacalcyonacea; Nephtheidae
Product: cell cycle control protein 50A-like
Exons: 7
Coding region: 40-1152 (370 amino acids)
Cellular component (GO): Golgi apparatus; endoplasmic reticulum; plasma membrane
Source: RefSeq, a predicted model, not a curated record
ACAAUUUUCGUUCUUUAAAUUUUGAUUUUACAAAUUAUUAUGUCACAUCCCUCACAAAACAUGGAAGAAAACGUAGAAGAUAAAAACAGUCGCAGGCCAAAAAAUUCUGCGUUUAAACAACAGCGACUCAAAGCUUGGCAACCAAUUCUCACUGCUCAAGUCGCAACUAUAUUCUUCCUUGUUAUAUUUGUCUUAUUUAUUAUACUUGGGGCCGUUUUGCUCGUCGCUUCAGACUCGGUUAGAGAAAGAGUUGUAGAAUACACAAACUGUCAUAAGGAUGGCGUAGAGAGUGAGAAAUCCUGUGCUGAAUAUUUAGAGAAGAAUGUAAAUAAUCUUACUUUCUCAUGCAAAUGUAAAAUUAAAUUUGAGCUGGAGGAAGACAUUGACAAGCAAGUUUACCUUUAUUAUGGCCUUUCAAAUUUUUAUCAGAACCAUCGACGAUAUGUCAGGUCAAGAGACGAUGCUCAGUUACGAGGAGAUCUAAGCACUUCUGUUGCAAGUGAUUGUAAACCUUAUGAUAAACGAAAGAACAAUGAUAAUACAACUAAACCCAUUGCACCAUGUGGCACCAUUGCCAACAGUAUGUUCAAUGACUCAUUUGAACUAUACUUCAAGAGCUCACCACACAACCAAACAAAAGUGGGAGUGACUGUUCAUAACAUUGCAUGGAAAUCCGACCGUGAAACGAAAUUUCAAAAUCCAGAUACUUUUCCGAAUGAGCUGAAAAAGGAUUUCGUCAAGCCACCAAAUUGGCGAAAACCAGUUUAUGAAUUGGACAAAGAAGAAAGCAACAAUGGCUUUGAAAACCAAGAGUUUAUUGUUUGGAUGAGAACUGCUGCCUUUCCGAAGUUCCGUAAACCUUAUCGCAAGGUUAAUCAUGAGAAUAUGUUCGAAGAUCGUUUGCCUAAGGGGGAAUAUAUUCUCCUCAUUGAUUACAAUUACCCUGUAAUCAGUUUUGAUGGUGAAAAACGCUUCAUUAUCAGCAAUACAUCAUGGUUGGGUGGCAAGAAUCCGUUUUUAGGCAUUGCAUAUCUCGUUGUGGGCUCCAUAUCCGCAUUGAUGUCCGGAGUGUUCUUUUAUAUCCACUUGAGAGUCAAGUCCAGACGCCACGAUCAAGUGAACAACGUCGCUAUGGGCGCCAUCAGAAAUUAGUCUGUAAAUGACCACGAAAUCUCAUCUUCAACGUGCAAAUAACUAUAGAUUUAAACUUUUACGACAUUAAUAUAAAUGUAUUUAAGUUAAAUUAGCGUUUCUAACGGUUUCUAAUUAUUCAAGGUUAAUCAUUUGUUGAUUAUUAAUUUAACGUCUAUAAGCGUUAGUGUGUAUAGCAGGGCUAUAUAUUGAAGUUUAGGUGCUUAUCGUACUAAUCGUAGUGUAACUUCCCCUUUUUGGAGCGUUGGAACAUCCUCGUUCACAGAGGAUGCGUUGGAAGCGGCAAAAAACCCGUGACCUUUCGCGCCUACAAACACUAAAGAAGGUGGCUAGCUACUUUAUCUUCUGGCACAAAAAUGAAUCCUCGAAUCACGCGUUCUGAUGAAGGUGUAAAUUUUCCCCUGUUUUAGUCAAUGGCUUUCCUAAAAUACAUUAUAUUUGCCUCAGAACUCCAGAGAACUCAGAACUCUAUGACUACCAUAAUGUAAAUUUCUUAAAUGGACCAUGUCAAGUGUUUAUUGAUUGUAAAAAAUCAUACAAUAUAUUUAAUCUUUGCUGAGGCUGAUUUUUUUCUUUCGCUCGUUCUAAGUUUUCGCUCGUUCUAAGUCCAGGUAUACUAUGGUCAGUUGGCAUUGCUUGUAACUGGAACCAAAGAGGGAGAGAACAUUGUGUUUUU